CGAAAAACUCUUGACGUUUUCCCAAUUGUAAAACUAAAACGUGUAGAAAAAACUUCUUGGAAAUUUCCGACAUGGGGAACUUUCUAAAUACUGUGAGCGACAAUACUUCCCAAUCUGGCCCGAAUGUUCCCGUUCCAAUCGGGGUAGAUAAUUCCCAGGAGGAAGUUGAAACAGCCACCACCAAUAUUAGUUCUGCUAGCUCCAAUACCCAUAACCCAUCGAGUCCGAUGCGCAGGCGCAACGACGAAAACGAGCCUUCGGAUGGGGACUACAAGUGCCCGGUUUGUCUGGAAAGCGUACGGGAGCCAUUGUUGGCAAAAUAUGGACACAUUUUUUGUCGCCAAUGCAUCGAAACCGCCAUACGCUCCUCUCACAAGUGCCCAAUGUGUAACAUGAAACGGGACAUAAGCGAUGCAAUGCGCAUUUAUUUGUAAUACUGUAAUUCGAUACGAAUGCUCUGGUAGUCAUCUGCGCACAAUUACGUUUUUUUUUUAUUCCUUAAUAAACUAUAAGUACGCCAUAUUCCAAUUUUCUCUAUAUGUAUAUGUACAUACAUAUGUACAUAUUUAAUGCACAGACAGCCCCGCCCACAGCUUUGAUGGCGUUUUUCCGUCGAUGUCGGUUCCGUUUAUACAUAUGUAGUUGCCAUGUAGCAAAUGUGUAGUACCCGCG
Messenger RNA from Drosophila miranda, 672 nucleotides. RefSeq names its product E3 ubiquitin-protein ligase RNF125-like. Bases 72 to 434 code for a protein of 120 amino acids. Gene Ontology annotation, molecular function: transcription factor binding. Gene Ontology annotation, biological process: positive regulation of transcription by RNA polymerase II. The record is from RefSeq and is a predicted model, not a curated record. The transcript is spliced from 2 exons. NCBI's taxonomy places the organism in Eukaryota, Metazoa, Arthropoda, Insecta, Diptera, Drosophilidae.